AUGGUCUUCUCAAUCAAAUUGGCAGGAUUUGGGCAUGCAGCAAUCAGCAUUCUUGUUCAUGACAUCUUCAGGGAUAGAGUUAGCUACAUCUAUUCAAAUGUGAAUGCAGCUGGAGCAGGGCUACUGUUAACAGUAAAAGGAAUGAAACUAUAUGAGGGUGGAUAUAACAAUUGUAUCAUUGAAACUGGCUCCUCAAAAGUUGAUUUCGAGGUUGGAGAGAACCAUGGAGAAUGCUAUGCUCGCAGACCUCACGAACAGCUUAAUACUAUGAUUCUAGGUGGCAAUGACACUACUGUGGUUACUUUCACAUGGGCCCUCUCAUUACUACUCAACAAUCCUCACGUUUUGAAAAGAGCCCAAGAUGAGUUGGACAUGCACGUUGGCAGCGACCGACAAGUGGACGAAUCAGAUAUAAUUAAGUUGGAAUAUCUCCAAGCAAUAGUCAAGGAAACAUUGCGUCUCUACCCUGCAGCUCCACUAGCUGCCCCACAUGAGGCCAUAGAAGAGUGUACCAUAGCUGGUUUUCAUGUUCCAGUAGGAACUCGUAUACUGCCAAAUCUCUAUAAGAUUCAUAGGGAUCCACGUGUAUGGUUGGACCCAUCUAAAUUUAAGCCAGAGAGGUUUCUCACAAGCCAUGUGGAUGUUGAUCUUCGAGGUCAGCACUUUGAAUUAAUCCCUUUUGGCUCUGGUAGGCGAAUGUGUCCAGGGCUUUCAUUUGCUCUUCAAGUCCUACACUUGGGUCUGGCUCGUUUGCUUCAUGAGUUUGAGUUUGCAAAUCCUUCCAACUCACCUGUGGAUAUGACAGAGAGCCCAGGGCUUACCAAUAUCAAGGCAACACCACUUGAAGUCCUCCUCAGCCCACGUCUUCCUCCUAAGCUUUAUGGAUAG
This is a messenger RNA of Macadamia integrifolia, 888 nucleotides long. Its product is annotated as xanthotoxin 5-hydroxylase CYP82C4-like. Lineage: Eukaryota; Viridiplantae; Streptophyta; Magnoliopsida; Proteales; Proteaceae. The record is from RefSeq and is a predicted model, not a curated record. Gene Ontology annotation, biological process: defense response to other organism. Gene Ontology annotation, molecular function: heme binding; oxidoreductase activity, acting on paired donors, with incorporation or reduction of molecular oxygen; iron ion binding. The coding region runs from base 1 to 888 and encodes 295 amino acids. The transcript is spliced from 3 exons.